CGAGUAGUGAAGGAAAGGAGGUUCCAGAAAUGCUUCGUGUAGCAGUCUCCACUAAAACCUCGGAAAAGGAAAAGAAGCAGGCGGAAGAGGAGUUUAAGAAAAUUAGUCUGAGUUAUGAAACUAUUCUUAGUCUAAUAAACCUUCGGAAACUUACCCAGUCAAAGGAAACGGCAACCGGCUCCGCUAUUGACUUCGGGGAAGAAGGUCCCUCCACUUCUCCGACUAGCGAACCACCUUUCUCUUUUGGUAAAGGAAAGGGCGAAGAAAAAGUUGUCGAGACUGGCAACAAUGGUUCGGCGGGCGGUAGUGGAGAACGGGCUGAGGAAACCAAAGAAGGGGAUGGCGAUACUGAUGAAACUAUUAAAAAUGAAUUAAUAAAUAUGAACCCGCAAGAACAAAUAAAAAAAUUAAUUGAUAAUUUACUGACUCUCAAAGUGGAAGGAAACCAAGUCAUCAACGAGAUAGAAUUUUUCACCCGCUUUAAACAUUUAAGCAAAAGUAAAUUAAAUAAUAAAAGGGCGGUUAUCGCCGCA
Molecule: messenger RNA, 533 nt
Organism: Ambispora leptoticha
Lineage: Eukaryota; Fungi; Glomeromycota; Glomeromycetes; Archaeosporales; Ambisporaceae
Source: the annotation of a GenBank genome assembly